This is a messenger RNA of Phycomyces blakesleeanus NRRL 1555(-), 2148 nucleotides long. Its product is annotated as NF-X1-type zinc finger transcription factor. The transcript has 5 exons. Gene Ontology annotation, cellular component: nucleus. Gene Ontology annotation, molecular function: DNA-binding transcription factor activity, RNA polymerase II-specific; RNA polymerase II transcription regulatory region sequence-specific DNA binding; zinc ion binding. Gene Ontology annotation, biological process: negative regulation of transcription by RNA polymerase II. NCBI's taxonomy places the organism in Eukaryota, Fungi, Mucoromycota, Mucoromycetes, Mucorales, Phycomycetaceae. The record is from RefSeq and is a predicted model, not a curated record. The annotation marks the transcript as partial.
GAUCUUGCAUCUAGUCUAGCAUAUGAACUAAAGACAUCAACUUACGAAUGCAUGGUCUGCUGGGAUGUAGUUCGACCAGCACAUACUACUUGGACCUGCGAUUGCUGUUGGGCAGUUUUUCAUAUUCAUUGUGUUCAGAAAUGGGCAACGAAAUCACUUUCAGAUAUAUCCACCAACAAGAUGAUCACUUCAUGGCGCUGUCCUGGAUGUCAACACACUCGAACCGUUGUACCGAAAGAUUACUUUUGUUUUUGCGGAAAACAACGGAACCCAGAACCAAAUAAAUACUUAACUCCACACAGUUGCGGUCAAUUAUGCAAAAAAACACGUUCGUGCCCUCACCCAUGUGUACUGCCAUGUCAUCCUGGACCAUGUCCACCUUGUACAGCAAUGGGUCCUGUUCUGACAUGUUUUUGUGGAAGACAUACUCGCCAAACACGUUGUGUGGAUACAGACUAUGCCACACAAGCAUAUAAAUGCGAAGAAGUCUGUGGAGAGAGUUUAGGAUGUGGGAAACAUGACUGCAAAGACACAUGUCACGCUGGUCUCUGUCCUCCUUGUACUGUCGAGGAAAUCCAAUUGUGCUAUUGUGGCCGUCAUGAACGCACUGGAAGAUGUGGAAGUGGGAAAGCAAUUGAAAUUAAGGGCCACGUAGGAUAUUACAGCUGUGGAGACGUGUGUGACAGUACAUAUUCAUGUGGAAUUCAUCGUUGUGAAGCUACCUGUCAUCCUUGUGAAGCAACUCCCAAAAAAUGCCCGUAUGAUCCCAGCUUAGUGAAGACUUGUCCUUGUGGUGGUGAAUCUCUGGAGUCACUGGGCGUUGCAAAAAGAACUUCUUGUACUGAUCCAAUUCCCACGUGUGGUCGUGAAUGCUCAAAGGUAUUACCAUGUGGGCAUGAAUGUCAUGAAACGUGUCAUACCGGCGAGUGUCCUCCAUGUAAAGAGGUUGUGGAAGUACCCUGUCGCUGUCAAUCAACCGUCUUUUCUGCCACGUGUGCAAGUGUGUGCGAAGUUGCAGGUGGUGAGCCGCCAGAAUGUGGACGCGUUUGUAAAUCCAUGCGACAAUGUGGACGUCACCAAUGUGGAAACAAAUGCUGCCCAGCCAUGAAGCAAAAAGGCAAAAAAAAGCAAGGUACUCCUGAGAAUAUUCACGAAUGCCCUCUAGUGUGUGGCCGCACGCUGGGGUGUGGUGUUCACACCUGUCAGGAUAAAUGCCAUAAAGGACGAUGCAACCCAUGCCUUGAGGCUACAUUUGAUGAGAUAUCUUGCCAUUGCGGAAGAACACGCUUAGAACCACCAAUUCGCUGUGGUACUCAAAUUCCAGCAUGCCCCUAUCCUUGUCAACGUCCUGCUCCAUGUGGACAUAUGCGCUUAUUACAACACACCUGUCAUCCCGACGAUGAGCCAUGCCCGCCAUGCUCCAUCCUAAUUACUCGUACUUGUAUGUGUGGUAAAACCGAGCUGAGAAAUGUGCCUUGUUACCGCGAAUCCCCACGCUGUGGCAGGAUUUGCGACAAGAUCCUAGAUUGUGGCCAUAAGUGCAACAAAACUUGCCACAGUGGACCCUGCUUAACCGAAACCGAAUCAUGUCAGCAGUCAUGCCAUGGUACCCGUAGUUGUGGACAUCCGUGUAAAAGAAAGUGCCACAGCGGUCCUUGCCCAGAAACAGACAUAUGCCCGGGACGAGUGAAGGCAAGCUGUGAAUGCGGCCAAAACUCCACCGAAAUACCUUGUCAUGCAACUGCAGAUUCUAGUGGUUCCAACCAUGUACUUCCCUGCGAUUCAUUUUGUGCAAAGGUCCAGCGCAAUCGUAAGCUCGCCUUGGCUUUUGAUAUCAAUCGCGACGAAACAACCGAGACUUUAUCCACAGAUGAUCUUGGUUAUUAUGAUGACACUCUCCGGGAGUUCUAUCGUGAAAAUACCGGCUGGUGCAAGCAGGUCGAAGUCAUGCUUAUUGAAUUCUGCAACAGUUCACGCCAGACUCUCAAUUGUAAACCUAUGCGCAGUCAUUUCCGAAAAUUCAUCCACCGUUACGCAACCCAUUUCAACUUAACCACCACAGCUGUGGAUCCUGAGCCAAAGCGAAGCGUCAUUGUUCAAAAGACUGCUGGCCAGAGUCGUGUUCCUCCUGUCUUACUCUCCCGCGCC